AUAGUUUCUUGGUUUAAAUGUUUCAUCGCUCGAUUCGAAUUCAUCGAAUUAGUUAGCAACCUAAGAAUAUUUCAGACGACAACCAAUUGGCAUGCGACGCCGGGGAAUUUAUCACGGUUUGACAACCGUGACAUGCGAAGUUUUCCUGCCCUUCUUAAAGAAUCGUUGUAUGAGAAAAAUAACGGCGCCAGACAAUGCUGCUCGUCGGCAUAACGCCGGACCCCAUUAAUGGCAAAUGGAGCGGGUGGACUGCUUGGACCCAAUGCUCUCCUUGUGGUGUUGAUACCAAGCGUCGCACAAGGACUUGUACUAAUCCUGCACCUGCGUUUGGUGGUCGGGACUGCAUCGGGAUCGACGAAGAUUUUGAGCUUUGUCCUUUAAGGUCUAUAUUUUGCCCUGAUCCCAUCAAUGGCGGAUGGAGCGAGUGGACAGCUUGGACCCAGUGCGCUCCUUGUGGGGGUAAUCUCAGGUAUCGCACGAGGACUUGUACUAAUCCCGCACCUGAGUUUGGUGGUCUUGAUUGCAUCGGGUCUACUAACGUUACUGCAUUUUGUCCUUCAAGUUGUGCUGUUACCACAACAGCUCCUCCAUCAACAACUGAAAGAGUUACCACAACAGCUCCUCCAUCAACAACUGAAAGAGUUAUCACAACAGCUCCUCCAUCAACAACUGAAAGAGUUACCACAACAGCUCCUCCAUCAACAACUGAAAGAGUUACCACAACAGCUCCUCCAUCAACAACUGAAAGAGUUACCACAACUGCUCCUCCAUCAACAACUGAAAGAGUUACCACAACAGCUCCUCCAUCAACAACUGAAAGAGUCACCACAACAGCUCCUCCAUCAAAAAAUGAAAGAGUAAAUUUCACAGCUCUUCGAUCAACAGCUGAAAGAGCGACCAUAACAGCUCCUUCGACAACUCAACCAUUCACCACAACAGCUUCUCCAACAACAACUGAAAGAGCGACCUCAACAGCUCCUCCAACAACUACUCAACCAGUCACCACAACAACUCCAACAACAACAAUUAAACCAGGUAAUUAGACUAAGCUCCUUUCUUGCACUGAGCUCCUUUGCUGUUUCUGGCUUCAAACCUAGAAUGUAUCUUACCUACUGAGGAGUUUCUUUUUACCGAUUGACUAGCUCGCUAGGGAGAGGCUAUAUCGGGCCCCGCGGCGCCAAGUGUAAAACAUGAUUCGGCCGUUUUUUACGAAAAUCUUUGUUAUUUACUAGACAGCGUCAUUUCUUGACUUGAAAUUUAUGAAUCUUCGAGUUAACAUCUUUUGACAAACAUAAAUGGAAAAUUGUGUUUGUUUGACGAACCCGAGCUUUUAUAAAUUGCAGGUAGAUUGGCUUUGCGAUUUAUAAAUGGCAAAUGACAAGUCGUUUUGAUUUAUAAAUCGCAGCUCAGGUGACCUGCCAUCCGUGAUUUGUAAAUCGGAAUAUAUCGCGUCGUUACGAUUUAUAAAUCGCAAGUAACGUUUUGGUAAGAUGUAUAAGCCGCAUGCGACGGAACUUUGCAUGACAUAAAUUGCACUUGAGAUGUAAUCGCCGACAUGCGGGUAUGUUAUCUCUAAAUCACAAACUCGAUUUAUGAAUCGCAAACGUGCUAUUAAUAAAUCGCCAGUAUUUAACUUUUGAAUUGCAAUUUAUGAUGUGUAAAUUGCAAAUGGUGAAGUUCAAAAUCGCAAAUGUGCGAUUUACACAUCGCAAAAUAAUUUAUUUACAUUCAUCGCACAAGUUUGUAAAUCAAUCAUUGUAACAUAUCGCUAGUGAGCGAUUUGUAAAGGUUUGGGUUGCGGGCUCAUGAUCAGUCUCGCCCAGUAGCAGUAAAAAAUUCCAUCAACUUACUGCGGGAGAAUCGUGGGAAGCGCUGUGGAGUUUAUGGCCGCCAGAGGAUCUCUGGGACGGCGGAUCUCCUCAGCCGUUUCGGCAGCCUCAAGUGAGGCCCUCGGGUCAUUUCAACAACAAAUGCCGCGACUACAACAGCCCCACCUGAAAGGUCUCCGUGGGAGUUUGCCCUUUUUAAACAUAGGUUCAGGAGGUAGAUUGACCAUUCAUUCGGAUCAACAGUACCAUAUUAAGUUCUGAUCAACAUACUAUAAACAGAUUUUAAUCUAUUUGGUACCCAUUUUGCCGCAGAUAACGCUUUUAUUUCAGUCAUAACAGAGUGUAAUAAAAUAUCUUUCACUUGUUCUUUCAGGACAACAUGAUCUCGAUGCAGGCACUGUGCGUCUGCCUAGAUUACCAACUUGCUCUCUCUACACCGAUUGACGCUUGGUUGUGUAGAACAUAUGUGCAAGCGCAGCACACUUGGCCUGCUAACCUGUUGAGCAGGCCGUGUAAGUUUGGCCUACGAAUGUUCAGUAUUUUCUCGGCGAAAAAUUACAGCCGCCAUCUUCGAUUCUCACGACUGCGGAGGGCUGGGUAGAGAAAGAAAUUUUUACUAAGGAGGUUUCUUCAUCGUGCACUGAAAAAGCAACGUAGCGCAUGUCCAAAAAAAAACCACCACACCACGGUCUACAUCAAAGAGUCCACGUGAACAUGGUGCCAGUUUUGUUGCCAAGACAACUAAUCACUAUGGUGUUUCACCGACUGGGGACCGAGUUCAUGCCGUGCCUGCUGUAGCUGACGGAAACAGACAAACACGAAUAACAUGCCUAAAAAGGGCGCUCUAGUUUUACUCCUUCAUAACUGGAGGUAGUGAAAACAACUAGGGAUUGCCACAGGGAACGGACACAUGUCCAUCCAUUAAUUGCAGUGAGCGAGAAACUCUAAGCUGCUCAACAACUGCAAUCAAAGAUCUUUGCCUUUCAGACUCAACGACGACAAAGUGACAGCAAAACAAAUAAAACUUUGUACAUUUCUCACGUAUUUACUAGGGAUUAACACAACAGACCUCUUCCAUUGCACAAGCUACAACAUGCUCAACAUUAAAUAAACAGUAUUUUCAAACAUCAUUAAGUUACUAUAAAAAGUUAUUUCCUGUGGAAUUCUCACAUCAUACUGCGGAGAAAUUGAGGAAUAUGUCUUGGUAUUUUCUCUUGGUUCUUUAUAGGGCUGCAUUCAGUAAGUUAUCAACACGAAGUUGGUAAAGAUAAGUUAGCCACGUUAUCCAAUUGAUAAAACCGGUCGUUUACAGCUUUA
Molecule: messenger RNA, 3146 nt
Organism: Stylophora pistillata
Lineage: Eukaryota; Metazoa; Cnidaria; Anthozoa; Scleractinia; Pocilloporidae
Source: RefSeq, a predicted model, not a curated record